Poeciliopsis prolifica (blackstripe livebearer) is the source of this 9313-nucleotide messenger RNA. RefSeq names its product dispatched homolog 2 (Drosophila) (gene disp2). The transcript is spliced from 10 exons. The record is from RefSeq and is a predicted model, not a curated record. Lineage: Eukaryota; Metazoa; Chordata; Actinopteri; Cyprinodontiformes; Poeciliidae. Bases 91 to 4476 code for a protein of 1461 amino acids.
GACCGCGUGGAUUAAAGCAGAUUAAUUAAUUUAAAAUGUUCCCACGGUGAUCGUGACCUUUUAAUAGGCGCUGAUUAAAUCGAGAGGAGGAUGGAGGCUCGAUCGAUUAUUGGAGAAAGUACUGAUGCGAUAGUGGUGGAUGAUUCUCCGACUGAAGAGAAGGAAAUUCAGCAGACUGCUCAGAGUUGCAUCCCGGUGGUUUCUCUGCGCCCCCCCGACGGCUCCGUAGAGGCCCAGCUGACCGUCAUCCCCUCUGCAGAGGAGCUGUGUGACAGCUGCAGCAGCCUGGGCAAACCCUCCUCCUCCUUCCAGCUCUACCAUCAGGUCCCACAGCGUCUUCAGACUGGAGGCUGCCAUUCGCCGUGCCACCAUAAAUGCCCCCACUGCAGCCGUCACGGACCAGUCAAAGCCCACUGCUGCCACAGCUGCCAUGCGGACGGAGGGCUGGCGGUGAAACCCGGGCACAGCUGUGGUUCUGGCCAGCAGGCGUCCUGCCACGGGUCGGCCAGGUGCCACUGGCUGCACGGGUCGAACGAAACCAGAACCAAACCGAAGCAGCGCCAUGUGGCGUCAGUAAGGACUGGAGGACUUUACGUCAUCAUUAGAAAGUAUUCCCAGCUGUUAGUGGACCGACCGUUACUGGUGCUGCUGGUUUGUGCCAUCCUGCUGCUGGGAUUGUCACUGGCUGGACUCUUCAUUGGGUCUCUGCCAGAUUUCUCUGAUCCGCUUCUGGGUUUCCAGCCGCGGGGAACGUACAUCGGAGUUCGACUGUCCAGCUUGUCCAAGCUGCAGCAGGAAACCGGCCCGGGAAAAACUCUUUCUGCUGAGCCACAGCAGCUCAGCAAAAGCUUUGCCAAGGCCAGCGCUGUCAGCAGAGACAGUAAUGGCAGUCAGCUCGUCUCCAGAGGUCGACGUGUUAAGAGGAUGCUGGCUGCUGACUUUUCUCUGGACACUUUCCUCUGUGAUGCUCCAGGCGAGCGCUACGCCCAGCUGGUGUUUCGAUCCGAAAACUCAGCCAGUCUCUGGAGCCUGAAGGCCAUCCACGCCAUGUGUGAGAUGGAGCAAUCCAGGAUUCGGUCCCAGGCUCAGUUCCAGGACCUGUGCCAGCAGCCUGAGAGCGUGGAAUCGGAGGGAACGCCGAGAAGUGGCUGCUGUCCAAGCUGGUCUUUGGGGAAUUACUUGGCAGUUCUCUCCAACGCCUCCUGCUGCCUCAGCCUUACCUCCCAACAGGUCUCAGAGUCUUUGAAUCUUCUCCGGAAAUGUGCUCCAUCCUACCACCGGGGAGAUCUGACCGCGGCCUGUGCAGAGAGACCCAUGCAUGGCGGCUGCCUCGCCGUUCCCUCCCGCUGUAAACAAUCCCGCGUUGUGUUCCAGAUCCUGCACUACCUCGUUGACAAAGACUUUCUCGGCCCUCAGACCGUCGAAUACCAAAUACCGACGCUGAAGUACAGCCUUCUGUUCUUACCCAUCCAGAAAGGAGAGCACAUGAUGGAGAUCUACAUGAACAGCCUUGAAGGAAGAGAUCUGAUGUACAAUAACACGACCAUCACCGGGAUAGACUUUGGUAUCAAGAAGACGCUGUUCAGAUAUUACUUGGUGAGAGAUUCGGUGUUCCCGGUCCUCGCUGUUUUAUCCCUCUUGUUCACCAUGGUUUUAUAUCUCCAGUCCUUCUUCACUGUAGCAUUAUCUGUUCUAGCAAUCACAGUCUCUCUCCUGACCUCGUAUUUCUUCUAUAAAGUAGCUUUUCACCUGACUUUCUUCCCGAUGGUGAACCUGGCAGCAGCUCUGAUUCUCUUAGGAAGUUGCUCCAAUCAGGUUUUUAUCUUUACAGAUUUCUGGAAUCUGCAGCUAAUGCAAAACCCUUCAGCCUCCCUGGAGAAGAGAGUGAACAGAGCCUUACAGGAAAUAGGCUAUAUUAUCUUAGCUUCAGGCUUGACCUCCAGUGCAGCUUUUUUCUGCGGUUAUCUCAGCAGCAUCACAGCAAUUAGAUGUUUCUCGAUUUAUCUGGGGACUGCUUCCGUGAUCAGCUGUCUGCUGGCGUUAGUGUGGCUGCCGUGCUCUUUCAUCUUGCUGGAGCGGUCCAGGAAGGCGCCCGCUGCGUCUGUGGUGGUGCAAACCUGGAAGCCCCACUGCUCCAAAAACCUGGGUGGCUUCUGGGAAACGAGUUCCUGUAAGAGGUGCAUCUUCAGCCUGGUGCAGAAGCUGAGAGAACUGAAAAGAGGCCUGUCAGACACCUCGAACCUGCUGUUUCUGAAAAUCCUACCCUGUGGGGUCGUGAAGUUUCGCUACAUCUGGGUGUGCUGGUUUGCGGUUCUUGCUGCCGGGGGCACAUACAUGUCCUGCGUUGACCCGGGCAUGAGGUUACCCACUCUGGACAGCUGUGUCGCCCAGCUGUUCCGCUCCAGCCACCCUUUUGAGAGAUACGACGCAGAGUACCGCCACAUGUUUAUGUUUGAGAGGCAGAGGAAUGGAGAGGACAAACCCGUCACUGUUCUGCUCGUUUGGGGCAUCAAACCGACUGAUAAUGGAGAUCACUUUAACCCACAGAGUAACGGCUCCCUGGUUUUUGACCCUGACUUUAACAUGAGCAGGCCGGACGCUCAGGUCUGGCUCAGAGAUCUGUGUGGAAGGGUUCAGAACCAAAGCUUUUACUCUGCUCCAACACCAGAAAACAAAGAUGUCGUGACGGAAAACGUCUGCCUUGUGGAGCAGCUGGUGCGCUGGGUGUCUGUCGGGCGGUGCUCAGGAACCACUGAUGCCCUUCAUCUCUGCUGCAGCAACAUCACCUUCCCUUUCCCUCCCAGCGUCUUUGAAAGCUGCCUGAAUAUGAUGCUGGCAGAGAAACACGCUGAGAGCCAUGCGCCUCAUCGUGGAGGCCUGUACUUCCUGCCAAAUGGCUCGGCAGCUGCCCUCGUUCUGGAGUUCCAGACCACCCAUCUCUACAGCUUCAACUUUAGCAGAACCAGUGGUUUUUACAGGGAAAUCCUGACAUGGUUCAACAAAGAAAUGUCAGGAGCCCCACAAGGGCUGGAGAACGGCUGGUUCAUCAGCCAGCUGUCUCUGUUCGAUCUACAGCAGUCUCUACGUUCGGAGACUCUGUUGGUCGCUGGGUUUUCUGUCGCUCUCACGUUUAUUCUGCUGCUGCUGACCACCUGGAACAUCCCACUUAGUUUAUAUGCGACUGUUGCUGUAGGAGGAAGUGUGUUCGUCACUGUUGGACUCCUCGUCCUGCUUGAGUGGCAGCUGAGUGGCGUAGAGGCCCUGCUCAUAUCCUCCGCCGCAGGGCUUUCUGUUGACUUUGUAGCCAACUUUUCCAUUUCCUACAAUUUAGCUCCUCAUUCAGACAAGAUAGGAAAAGUGGCUCACUCUACUAAAAGAAUGGGAUGCCCUGUAGCAAUAGUUUCCGGUGCAUUUUUCUUCAUGGGCAUCGUCAUGCUACCAUCCACUGCCUUACAUUUUAGAAAAAUAGGGAUUUUCCUGUUUCUGGUGAAAUGUGUGGCGUGUGGGUUUGCAACCUUCUUUUUUCAGUCCCUGUGCUGCUUUUGCGGGCCGCAGAGAAACUGCGGAAGAAUCACGCCGCCGUGUUGCUUGGAGGACACAGACGGCGCCGUGCUGCCCGCCUGCUCCGAGCCCGGCUCUUCGCCUGCUGCCAACGGGGCUUUCAGCAGAUCCAGAGGGAGGCGGAGUUAUGACAAAGAGGCAGGUGGUUACCUCGACCCCGACCACCAGCGUCAGCACAGACACAAACAGACCGGAGGAGGAGGUUUGCACAGCGGCGCAGAGCAAUACGAGCUGCAGCCUCUGGCCUUUCGCCUCAGCGACAGCUUUGAAAACAGCACCUGCACCAGCAAGCUGUCCAACCAGCCCUCGGUGCUCUCAGAUGAAAUUGAGUUUUGUGGGGUAGAGGUGAGCAAGAAGGAUUUGGAUCCAGCCCUUCAAACCUCAUCCCCUUACAGAAACAGCCUCCGCCAAGCAGGCCAGCUGCAGGAAGAUGUAGCGACUGGAAAUCUGCUGUGCAAAACCUGCUGGGGUCAAUCAGUUGUGGGGAAGCAAUGGAGCAAUACGUCUUACUCCUCAUCAUCGAGCAUAGAGGAAACCAUCAUCAGCCACACAAUGGAGACCACAGACCAGCAGUCGUUCUGCAAGGAUGAAAAUACCACAAAGGAGGGUCACAAUCAGCACUUCCAGUCUCAGAGCUCCUGCGAAGGCCUGGAGGAUUCCUGCGAAACAUGUCUGAGUGACAUUGAGGCGGGGUCUUCAAACCCGCAACAGGACGAUGGAGAGACGGCGGCUCAGCUGCAGCCAGGACACCUCAACGGCAAGAGAGACAUGCUGAGGCUCUCGCUGAAGGAAACGGUUUACGAGACGAAGGACCGCAGCAGCCGGAGUGAAGAAGUGGUCAUCUUACCCAACAGCAGGCCAGACCUGCCAGACGUCUGGAUAAAGCGAGACGGACAGCGGGAGGACGCAUGUUGAGCAACACGAUGCUGCGGAUUCGCAGUAAUUCAGGACAUUUCAACAUUUAGUGCUUGAAUUGAAGGCAUCAGGACUUACUUCCUUGUUUCCUGAAGACAUUUUACCGCUCACCUUCUGAGGGUUCAAAACGUAGAAAACAGCAGCUGCGUUUCCAUCCACUAUGUAAUUGCGCAUACUUGGAAUAUUUUAAAAAGUUUUAGCGCUAGGAAAGGAUGAUUUUUCAUCUAUAUCUAAAUUAGUCACAAUAUAAACACUUUUUCUCAUCACGCGAGUCACAUGACCAGCAACCGAAUGUUGCCACUGACAUAAACCACAAAGAAGACAGCAGGAAGUAGUUGAAGGUUUGUGAUAUUUUAUGACUUAUCACGUGAACAAACUUAUUAAUAAAUGCUGAAAUUCUGCUGUUUUGACAUGAGCAGAUUAUUGAGAGUUUUGCAACAGGACCGUGAAGGUCUUGAAUCCCUGAUUCACCUGUAUGUCCUACACUGUAAAACAUUUGAAGGUGGUUUAACUUCAAAAUGAAACUUCAUCUGCUGCCUUGAAAAUCCAACUUAUGUCAACAAGAAAAUCGUUUGGUUUUAACUCAUAAAUUAAUAUUCAUGAAGUUAAUUUAACAAAGAGUGAGAAGUUGCAUAAACAUUGUUUAUUAAGUUCAUUAAUCUUGAAUUGUGAGUUUUAACUUAAGGCUGCAAUUUAAACCAGAUAAUUAUUUCACAAUAUGCAAGAAAAAACUGUCCUCUCCUAGUUAAGGAGCCACAUUUCUCUAUUAUUUUUACUCACAAUAUCAAGUUAAAAUAAUGACUUAUUUUACUUUAGAAUAAUUUAAACUGUUGUUUCAAAUUGCAUGAACAAAAUUUCUGAUCUGAUAAUGACUUUUUUUAAAACUGAUUCACUUUGCAAUGAAUUUGCUCAAAAACAUUUAGUGUGAACAGGACAUUAAAAUAAACAUUUGCCUUAAUAAAACACGAGUUGGAUCAAUGUAACGCACUUCCAUCUCAGGAUACAAAAACAUACCACUAAGCAUUCUGGGAAAUAGUUCCCAUUCCUGUUUUUUUCCUCUUUUAAUUUUUUAAAGUGCUAACCUAAAAACUCAACUCUUGGAUGUUUGAGAAAAUUAAUUAAAAACAGUUAACAUAACUUACUGCUGUAAGUUUAUCUUUCACAAACUCACAUUUAGGCUCAAAAUCUAAAAUUGGAUACAUUUAUUUGACUUAAAGAGUAGAAGACAGUAGACACAACUAAAUGCAGGUCAUGUGUUUUACAGUGUAAGAGUUGUUUGGGUCGUGUUAUGACUCAACGUUCAUCUCCAUCUUGUUUGGGCAGAAAAAAUUUGUGCUUGGAGAAAGAAAAGAAGAAAGAAAUCAACAAUAAACAGAGAAGAUGGCUUUUAAUCUCUAACACCCACCUAUAAUCUGAGCAUUCCUUCAGUAAACAGGAGGAAAAAGUCAAUCUGCCUUCUGCUGAAGCACUUAUGAUCAUUUUAAGCAACCUUUUCCGAACACUGUGCAUUUAUUGCUAUUAAUUUAUAAAACCUGUUGUAUUUAUAGAACCACGAAAUCAUGCAAAAAGUUACCAAACGUAAGAAAAUGUGGGCCAACUGCAAAUGUAAGAAGUGACACUGUGUUUAAUGUCGCUAUAAGGUUGUCUGUCUGUUGCAAUGAAGUCAUUCACAGAAAUGGGUCAAAUCAUGACCUUUAACCCCGGCAGAGCAUAACAAAAGCUGUUCAGGCACCAGUUGAAAUCAAGACUGUUGCAUGUUUACCACUGAAAUCUUGACAAAAGCCUUUUGUACCACUGAACCUGAACAUAUCUGACACUCACUGAUUCACUUGUUGUUCCUUAUUAUAUUCAUGCAAAAUCUUGUUCUGCAAAUACACAUUUAAUACUAACCAUUUUUUUUUCUUCUUUAAAAUGUCAAAGUUUGGGCUUCUGAAAUACAAAUUUCAGCUUCUUUGUAGGAGUGGGUUGGUAUAAAACAGCAGAAAAGUGCUAAAAAUACUGUUUACUUUCUGUACAUUCACUGCUGAAAAAGUUAAAUUUUACUGUACAUCAUUACUCACCCACUAUAAUUAAGAUUUAAAAACUUUUCAUAACCGACCCAAUGGUUUGUUAUUGAGCCUUUGCACGUGAUGUCACAGUCUUCAGAACUCCGCCAUGAUGGAGGUCAAACUCCACCAUGAUGGAGGUCAAACUCCGCCAUGAUGGAGGUCAAACUCCGCCAUGAUGGAGGUCAAACUCCACCAUGAUGGAGGUCAAACUCCGCCAUGAUGGAGGUCAAACUCCGCCAUGAUGGAGGUCAAACUCCACCAUGAUGGAGGUCAAACUCCGCCAUGAUGGAGGUCAAACUCCGCCAUGAUGGAGGUCAAACUCCACCAUGGUGGAGGUCAAACUCCGCCAUGAUGGAGGUCAAACUCUGCCAUGAUGGAGGUCAAACUCCACCAUGAUGGAGGUCAAACUCCGCCAUGAUGGAGGUCAAACUCUGCCAUGAUGGAGGUCAAACUCCACCAUGAUGGAGGUCAAACUCCACCAUGAUGGAGGUCAAACUCCGCCAUGAUGGAGGUCAAACUCUGCCAUGAUGGAGGUCAAACUCCACCAUGAUGGAGGUCAAACAACCAAAGUUAAGCCUGCCAAAAAGUGGACAUCUUGGUAGCCUAUUAUCGCUUUUAUUUAGUUCAUUUCACUUUAAGAAUGGUGACAGGAUGUUGCGGGGUGGGUUGUACAGAUAAGGGUGAAAACCAAACUUGUCAUUUUGUUGCAUAACUUUUAAUGAGGCUAUUGGAAGCGAUGAUAGCAGCUGCUAAUAGUAAUGCCUAUCAGCUGGACUUUUUACAAGGUAAGAAGAUUAACGUUCACAUACUUCAUAAGUAAUACAAUUAGAAAAACAGUAUUCAAUAUAGUACUAUGGGAAAAGUACAUGUCUAGUAACCAUGGAAACAAUGCCCACCAUCAUGUAGCCUAGCAUGCAGGGGAAAAACCUGGUUAGCAUCUCGUCUUUUGGUCGUUUUCAAUGCUGCUUUUUGUGACAUAUCAUAUAAAUCACUCCAGGCGACACAUGAUCAACACGUAAAAGGAAGCAGGUAUGAAUCGGUUUCUAAGCUUUUAAGCUAGCUGUUUCCAACUUGUAAAUACCGCCGUCUGUGAGGCCCAACCCGGUGUGUUACGUUCACACACAAAUCAUCUCGACUCGACCAAGAAGAAGCCACAAAGAAACUGGCAAAAGCAACUUAGGGAAACAAUUUCAGUUGCUCUGUUCAAUACACCCAACGUCCAUCAUGGCGCCGCGAAUGAUUCAGCUGCACACGAUUACGGAGCACAGCAGUGCAGCAUUGCUCCUCCCCACAUGUUGCUGCUCACGCUGACUCCAAUGAAUUUCCUAUAUGUUUCCGUUUACUUACAAGUAAGAAAACUUGGGCUGUUUUGGAAGUUUGUCACUCUUCUAAUGCUAGCUCAAAAUUACAGUUGGAACGGUGAUGUCUGCUACAACAGCAGAUAGCUUUACUCCCAGUAUUACGCUGCAAUACCUGUGCAAUUUUCAGUUCCAAAUAAAAACAUUUAGAUUAUUUUAUGUUUUAAAAUUAUAUAUUUAAUUUAUGACUUAUAUUUUUAUGUGAAAUUGCAAUUCUUACUCAAGACAAAAGGACAUUGAGUAUCCCUUAUGGUCAUAAGCUAAAACUUUUAAAAGUGUAUUUUUUUGUACAUUAUGGUGUAAUUAUGCCUUAAUUAUAUGUGUAGCAUGUAAGAUAUUCUGGUGAUACCCCUAAAGCCAUUUAUUAUUGUUAUUAGAAGUCUAAAACAAUCCAAUACAAUCAUUCCUGGAACAAUUUACGAUAAAAAGUGCUCUUUGUCCGAAAGUUGAUGUUUGUUAUUGAGUUGGUGCUUCGACAUUUGGAAGUGAUUUCUUUCCCUCGUUUUGUUCAAUUUAAAUAAAGCUGAUGCAGACAGGUGGUUGGUGUCGAAUCAGAAAACCAGAUGUGGAAAUUCUGUUCAAGAAAUGCUCAGCAGGUCAAACAUCUGAGGUUUUUGGUCAAUCAAUAAUUGGAAAAGAAAAGAAAAUUUAGUUGUCCUGAAGGAUUUAAAUAUAAUAAUUUGUGAUUAUUGCCCAUCACUUUAAAUCACAAACAGAUUUCAAAGAAACAGACAUUUACAUUUUUUUUAAAUCGAAGUAUUGAGCAGAAUGAGGCUGUAAUUUAAAUUUAUACCAGGGAAUUGUCAAAUAUAAACUAUCUAUUUUUAAUCAAAGCAAAACUUUAUUGGUGUCAGAAAAGUAUUUGUCUUUGCUUGUUGUUUGUUUGGGUAAAAAAUGUGCUUUGUGUUCCUCUAAAUGAUAUGAAGUGAAAAAACAGAGGCUUUAGAGUGGUUCAGCAUGAGACCUUGGCAAGACUUUCAUAAAAUGUGCCUCUGAGUUGUUAAAGCUUUUGACGCCAUAAGUGUGAUUAAGUUCUUAGAAAGUCUUUGUUCUAGCAGUCAGCAGAAUAAUCUGCCUUAAACUCAAGAAAGAACAGUCCGGCUUUUUAUUUUGUGGUGGAAAAGACACCUCAGCUGCACCAUCAUCACAUCCAGCUGUCUGAGUUUCCACCUUUUCACAAACCUGAAAUAAAACUUUUGAUUCAGACUUUUGUCGUCUGUUUCUGAUCGUUUACUUCCAAAAGGUGCUGAAACAUAACAGUAAUAUUGAUAUUGUUGAUACCAGCAUUCCUAAUGAUGGUAAACAAUAAAUACACAUGCAAGUGGAUGAAUGGAAAUGUUAUUCGUAGUUCACGUCUAGAGGUAAACCGAUUUCUCUAUCAGGUUAUUUAUCGAUAUGCAUUUCCUUAAUUAUGGGAGAUCAGUGAUUGGG